This is a messenger RNA of Penaeus indicus, 2106 nucleotides long. RefSeq names its product hornerin-like. The coding region runs from base 61 to 2106 and encodes 681 amino acids. The record is from RefSeq and is a predicted model, not a curated record. The transcript has 3 exons. NCBI's taxonomy places the organism in Eukaryota, Metazoa, Arthropoda, Malacostraca, Decapoda, Penaeidae.
CGUCUCGGGCUGUUGUUCUGUUUAGGCCUCGGUUCUGUCCUGGAAUUAAGUCUGUUCGAAAUGCGAGCCGCCGUCGCGAUCCUCGCCGUGGCCGUCGGGUGCGCCGCCCUCCCGUCCUACAAGGGCGCCCCCAGGCUGCCUCAGCUCGCGCCGGGACAGACCUUCUCCUUCCAGUCCAGUUCGGCGGCCUCGAGUUCCGCCUCAUCCUCGAGCCAUGACUCCUCCUCGAGCAGUUUCUCCUCCUCGGCCUCGGGAGUCAACUUCAACAACGAGGCGUCCAGCUCCGCCUCGUCCGCAGCGAGUAGCUCCUCCUCCUCGUCGCUGUCCGGGUCCCUAAGCGGCGGAGAUUCCAGCGCCGGCUCUGCCUCCAGGGACUCCCUUGGGGCCUCCGCUGGCUCUGCUGGUGGGACGCUCGCAUCCUCAAGUGGCAUUCACUCUGGCACUCAGGGAUCCUCAAGUGGCUUCCAGUCUAGCACUCAGGGAUCCUCAACUGGCUUCCAGUCUGGCUCUCAGGGAUCCUCAGCUGGCUUCCAGUCUGGCUCUCAGGGAUCCUCAGCUGGCUUCCAGUCUGGCUCUCAGGGAUCCUCAAGUGGCUUCCAGUCUGGAUCUCAGGGAUCCUCAGCUGGCUUCCAGUCUGGCUCUCAGGGAUCCUCAACUGGCUUCCAGUCUGGCUCUCAGGGAUCCUCAAGUGGCUUCCAGUCUGGCUCUCAGGGAUCCUCAGCUGGCUUCCAGUCUGGCUCUCAGGGAUCCUCAAGUGGCUUCCAAUCUGGCUCUCAGGGAUCCUCAGCUGGCUUCCAGUCUGGCUCUCAGGGAUCCUCAAGUGGCUUCCAGUCUGGCUCUCAGGGAUCCUCAAGUGGCUUCCAGUCUGGCUCUCAGGGAUCCUCAAGUGGCUUCCAAUCUGGCUCUCAGGGAUCCUCAGCUGGCUUCCAGUCUGGCUCUCAGGGAUCCUCAGCUGGCUUCCAGUCUGGCUCUCAGGGAUCCUCAGCUGGCUUCCAGUCUGGCUCUCAGGGAUCCUCAGCUGGCUUCCAGUCUGGCUCUCAGGGAUCCUCAAGUGGCUUCCAGUCUGGCUCUCAGGGAUCCUCAGCUGGCUUCCAGUCUGGCUCUCAGGGAUCCUCAGCUGGCUUCCAGUCUGGCUCUCAGGGAUCCUCAACUGGCUUCCAGUCUGGCUCUCAGGGAUCCUCAAGUGGCUUCCAAUCUGGCUUUCAGGGAUCCUCAGCUGGCUUCCAGUCUGGCUCUCAGGGAUCCUCAACUGGCUUCCAGUCUGGCUCUCAGGGAUCCUCAGCUGGCUUCCAGUCUGGCUCUCAGGGAUCCUCAGCUGGCUUCCAGUCUGCUGGCUCUCAGGGAUCCUCAGCUGGCUUCCAGUCUGGCUCUCAGGGAUCCUCAGCUGGCUUCCAGUCUGGCUCUCAGGGAUCCUCAAGUGGCUUCCAGUCUGGCUCUCAGGGAUCCUCAAGUGGCUUCCAGUCUGGCUCUCAGGGAUCCUCAACUGGCUUCCAGUCUGGCUCUCAGGGAUCCUCAGCUGGCUUCCAGUCUGGCUCUCAGGGAUCCUCAAGUGGCUUCCAGUCUGGCUCUCAGGGAUCCUCAGCUGUCUUCCAGUCUGGCUCUCAGGGAUCCUCAGCUGGCUUCCAGUCUGGCUCUCAGGGAUCCUCAAGUGGCUUCCAGUCUGGCUCUCAGGGAUCCUCAGCUGUCUUCCAGUCUGGCUCUCAGGGAUCCUCAAGUGGCUUCCAGUCUGGCUCUCAGGGAUCCUCAAGUGGCUUCCAGUCUGGCGCUCAGGGAUCCUCAAGUGACACUCAGGGAUCCUCAACUGGCUUCCACUCAGGUUCUCUGGGAUCCUCCUCUGGCACUCACUCUGGCACUCAGGGAGGCUCCGUUGAAUUCGGUUCCUCCGAACUUCCUGCAGGAUCUCUCGGCUCCGUCACUGGCUCCCAAGGACCCACAUCCGGAAACCAGUCUGGCGACCUCGGGGCUUCAUCCGGGUCUGGCGUCAAGGGGUCUUCCUUCGUCUUCCAGGGGAUCUUCAAGGGGUCGGAUCUCGUCUCAGGCAUCGAGGGCUCCGAAGGGCGCGGGUCAGAGGAGGCCAUUUCGCAAAGCUAUGGCCUCCCGCACUAG